Molecule: messenger RNA, 1554 nt
Organism: Dendrobium catenatum
Lineage: Eukaryota; Viridiplantae; Streptophyta; Magnoliopsida; Asparagales; Orchidaceae
Exons: 2
Coding region: 139-1353 (404 amino acids)
Molecular function (GO): protein binding
Source: RefSeq, a predicted model, not a curated record
UGCUUCCUUCCUUUUGCGCACAAAAGAGCCCACACAGGUAUUCCCUCUCCUCUCCUCUCCUCUCCUCUCUCUCUGUCUCUGUCAAACUCACGAACCAGAGAAGCAGAAGUGCCCGACCAAGAUCGCCUUGCGGGCAAUAUGAAUAUGACGUCGGAACUAGGCGCUGGCUUCGUCACCACCACUACGACGUCCGAUCACCCGCCGCCGCCGCCAUCCCGCAGGCACCACGACGAUUCAUCCGUCUCUCCCACCGCCGCCGGCCACCGCAUCAGACUGAUGUGCAGCUUCGGCGGCCGAAUCCUCCCUCGCCCUCACGACCACCAGCUUCGCUACGUCGGCGGCGAUACACGCAUCGUCGCCAUCCCCCGCUUCGCAUCCUUCUCAACCCUCCUCUCCAAGCUCUCCAAAAUAUCCGGCUCCUCCGUCCCCGUCGACCAACUCUCCGUCAAGUACCAGCUUCCCAACGAGGACCUCGAAGCCCUCAUCUCUCUCACCUCCGACGAGGACGUUGAAAACAUGAUGGAUGAAUACGAUCGCCUCUUCUCUUCCCGAACCCCCCGUCUCCGCCUCUUCCUCUUCAACAACGCCGCCGAUUCCUCCGGAGCCUUCGGCUCCAUCCUCGACCGCUCCGGCGGCUCUAAGCGCGACGACUGGUUCUUCGACGCGCUCAACGGCUCCGGUGCAACGCCGCCGUCGCUUCUUGAGCGCGGCCGUUCCGAGGCGUCCUCAAUCAUCUCCGAGGUCCCGGAUUACCUCUUCGGUUUAGAUAAUAACUCCGACGAAACGCCGCCGGCUGGGGCCAGGCAGAUGAGUCUGGGUCUGGAAAAUCUCUCCUUAUCUGAACCGGCAAUCACCAAACCCGGACAGAAAUUAGACGAUGAUAUCCCGGUCGAACCGCAGGUUCAAUGCCAAACCAGCUACGUUCCGAAUCCGGGUUGGCAGUUUGUACCUGAACCGAUGCCAGUUUACUAUGUUCCCGGACCGAUGAUGCCUGCGGGGAGCAUACCGGUCCAGCAGGUCCAGAUGCCGAUGCCGAUGCCGAUGCCAUUCCAAUUUGUGUCUCACCAGGCCAGCGGCGGUGGGCAGGCUCCGGGUGGCUAUGGACAGCCGGUUCAAGGGGUUGUGGGGAAUCCGAUUCACGGUGGUCCGGUCUAUGUUGGUGGGACCCAGAUGGUCGGCGCGCCUUACGAGUACCCGGUUCCAGGUGAGGCAUACGAGUUUGUGACCAGCGGAGGGUUGAUGAGAAAUCCAACGGCUAUGCCAUUGUAUCAACCCGCCGGGAUUGCUCCGGCGGGUGCAGAGCUGGCAAUGCCAGGCGGGUCUGAGUUCAGACUGCCAAGGACUUCUCAAUAGUUACGGAGAAAAAUAAUUGAAGAUUUAUUGUCUAAAGUUUCAUUUUUUUUGUCCCCUGCUUGUCCUCUCAAUUUGUGUUUUGGGCAUUUUUUUUUUACUUUUUUUUUUGGUUCUGCGAUGAACUUUUUAAACGUUUUGGUGUUAAAACUUGUUUGUAAAUGUAAUUUGUUGUAUAAAAGCUGGUGGCUUUUGAAUUUUAUA